Molecule: messenger RNA, 2693 nt
Organism: Thamnophis sirtalis
Lineage: Eukaryota; Metazoa; Chordata; Lepidosauria; Squamata; Natricidae
Source: RefSeq, a predicted model, not a curated record
CUUCCCUCUGUGGAUUUAUGGCUGCUCAUCUGACGGAGAACAUGGAGCUCACAUCAUUCUUCAAACUCCCAUCUUCCCAACUCAUUGGAAGUUUAGGAUCUGUUGCUCCCAUCGUACUCAUGAUCCUUCUGCUGCUUCUCUGUUUUCCCUUUAAAAAGAAAAAGCAUCGCUUGUCAAUCAGAACCAGGAAGAAGGACUUAAAUAUGUCUGAACUCAUCGAUCUAACAAAGCUGGAAGAUGGGUUGUCUCCAGAAAGGGAGUCUCUUUCAGAUCAACGUUUACACAAAGGUAACACUUUGCCUAGCCGCCAAGCACAGGAGCAAUCAAACGGAUUUUCUUCAGAGCUUCAGCAAGGAAAUGCAGACUCUCCAAAACACACACAGGUAGUUAACUCAAGACACCAAACGAUGGAGAAACUGAACAUCAACCAACAAAGAAACUUGAGUCCACAAGCACCAGGUUCCAACGUAUCAUCCCCAAGCUCACUGCAGUUCAGGAAACUCCCAGUGACUCCCAAAGAGGCCUGCCGAUCUAGAAUGUUACCCUUGACACAGAACCUGGACAACCUAGUUUACGAAAGCAUUGGCAUUAAAGAACAGGAAUUAUAUAGCCAGGAAGGGUUGGAAGGAAGGACAGGCUGUCAGAUGGCAGCGAAUGAUAACUCGAUCACUGCCACGACCCAUGGAUCUGGAGCAGGGCCUGUGGCGCUUGGUGGGAAAGAUUCUGAAGCUGCAGGAUCCAACAAUGUGCAUGUGCCGUUGUGUCCAGCUCAACCAUGCCAGGAGUCAUGUGGCCAGUUGCAGGAAAUGGCACCUGAGCAAGAGGCCCCCCAGGCUCAGCUUGAGUCUGACUCAAGGAGACUAAGUGCCAUGUAUGCUCGAGUGUGCAAGCGAACCAAGGCAUCUCAGCCAAUGCAACCUGAAAAUCGUGAUGAGCCUAAGGAACAAGAAGAAGAAGAAGAACCCCCACCCAUUCCAGAAAAAUGUUUUGAGCACAUCUAUGAAAGCCUGAAGGUUUAUGACAAGCUGCACGAUGGGGGCUUGUAGGUGCAUCUCUUUCUAAACUGGAAGGUGUAUGUUCUAAUUGGGCAACUUUAAAUGUCAUCCAUUAAGCAGAAAAGUCAGUUAUGUACAUUCAUAUGGUAUUCAUAAAUAUCUGUGGGAUAUAUGUGCUAGUAAAAAAUUGUCUGAAAUGUAAGUUUUUUUUUAAAAAAAAUGUUCAAACUGCUACUAUUUUCCAUCUUCCCCAAAAUCCCAGUACUGGAAAGUUCUAUCCUUUUCUUCCACUUUUGUAGCAAACACUUUUUUCCAUCCUGACAUUAAUUCUGACUUCUCUGGCCUUUUUUUUCAUUGCCCAGUCAAUUUGGAAGCACUCUUCUAGCAAUGGCAGGGCCAAUGUGAGCUGGCAAGAAGGUGUCCAUCCAAAAAGAUGAAGAAGUCUUUAGAGUUGAUAAAUUCAAGACUUCAGUUGGUUACAAAAAGUGUUAAAUAUGUACUUGGAUAUAAACAAAUUCUGAAAAUGAUUUGGCAGGGCAAAGCCAAGUUAGUUAUCCUAAUCAAUAACUGCCCUGCUUUGAGAAGGUCAGAAAUUGAGUGCUGUGCUGUGUUGGGCAAAACUGUUGUGCAUAACUAUAGUGGCAACAAUAUUGAACUGGGAACAACUUGUGGGAAGUAGUGCAGAGUAGGUGCACUUGAUAUAAUUGAACCAAGUGACUUUGACAUCAUGCCAGAACAAACAGUGAGAAGUAAAAUUAAUAAACUUAAAUUCUGUAUAAUAAAAUUGGCUAUAAAUCUAUGGUAAAAUGAUGUUCAUCAUAUCAUAAUACCCCUGAACUUAUUUCAAACCCUCAUUUGACGGAUGUGGAAAUUGGGUUUUAGAAGAAAGUUGACAAAGACUGAACAACUAUGUGCAUAACUGACUAUAUGGUCUUGACUCACCUGUCUUUUAUCUUGCAAUUAAGCAGGAUGGUUAUCAGUAGUGGGUGGAACUUACAGCUUCAUAGAAAACAAAAGUGAACUGUACUUUUAAGAUGGGAAGCAAUUUAAGGUUUUUUUAGCAGCUUGGUACUUUCUGUGAUUAUAACCCUCUUAUCAUUUCCGCAAGGGAGGAUGCUGUGAAGGAUAAAAUUAGAUUUUGGACUCCCCAAAAUUUGGGUCCUUUCUUGGAGAAUACACUGGGAAUGAUAGGUUUUAUAAUCCCAAACCUUCCAUAAUCUGUAAACAUAACCCGGGUGAUGGGACUGGCAUACAGAAUGCCCCAAAAUGUAGGAAAAGUAGUUUUAAGUAACUCUAAACUGGGGUUUUUAAUGUGGGAUUUUACAUCACUACUCAGUGGUGGCUCUCCUGUUUGAAUAUGUAUGCUCUGAAUUGUCCUACACUCUGCCACAAUUUAAUUUCCAGAACUCUUAAAGAGGGGAGAGGGAAGAAAUCAUUUCUGAGUCUUGGAACAUACAUUCAACUAACUACACCUUUGGGUAAUUAUUUUGCUCAAAUGAGAAACUGCAUUAUACAAAUGAUAGGGGACAUUUUGCAUUCUGUCAAAUUGUAAUAUUCAAGAUACACCAAAUCUAUUGCAUGUGUUUUAAAUAUGUAUUUAAUCUAUUUUUUAAAAUAACUUAUCUUCACUUUUUGCAUUGACAAAGGAAUCAAGGCAGCUAAUAAAAUUAAAAUGGACUUUUAUUCCAGGAUCAGUAA